This is a messenger RNA of Photinus pyralis (common eastern firefly), 710 nucleotides long. RefSeq names its product homeobox protein B-H1-like. NCBI's taxonomy places the organism in Eukaryota, Metazoa, Arthropoda, Insecta, Coleoptera, Lampyridae. The record is from RefSeq and is a predicted model, not a curated record. Bases 261 to 710 code for a protein of 149 amino acids. Gene Ontology annotation, molecular function: DNA binding. The transcript has 2 exons.
GAAAGCGAGAUGUAGCAAGUUAGUUUGGUUUUAUACGUCCAUGUGUGAUGAAUUCACCUGUAUAUAUUUAAGGUGAUAAUUACGAGUGAUUUUUUUUCCGUGGCGGUAUGUUUUGAGGUUGUUCUCUGGUGAUAGUGGCGGUUGUUGUUGGAGAAACGUCGCCGGUCACCGAUUUUUGGAGUUUUGGUGCGGGGGUAGUAACUUUAAAAGUGUGGAAUAGAAGCGAAAGUAAAUUUGCGCCAGGUGUUGCGGUGGCGGGUAUGACUGUGCAAGACGAAGCUCGUGCAAUGCCGCAAACUGCCGCCACCCGCUCCCGAUUUAUGAUAACGGAUAUCCUUAAUAGUCCUGGAGACGGAGCUGCUGUUCUUCGGGGGCGAUCUCCCAGUCCAGGACCACGAGAUUUAUCCUUACAUUCUGUACCUUUACAUGCUGACAGCGACACUGACAGUUCCGGACAUCCUGACACUUCUAGCGUAUGCUCUAAUGGUCAAAUUAGCGAAGAAUCUUUAAAUUCGUCAAAAAAUUCAAACGGCGCGUUAAGUAAAAAGCAAAGAAAAGCGAGGACGGCGUUUACAGACUUACAGCUACAAACCUUAGAGAAAAGCUUCGAAAGGCAAAAGUAUCUCAGCGUUCAGGACAGGAUGGAAUUGGCAGCGAAACUGAGUCUCACAGACACACAAGUGAAAACGUGGUAUCAAAAUAGAAGGUAA